Messenger RNA from Chilo suppressalis (striped riceborer), 973 nucleotides. The record is from the annotation of a GenBank genome assembly. Lineage: Eukaryota; Metazoa; Arthropoda; Insecta; Lepidoptera; Crambidae.
AUAAAACAUAUAUCUUUUAUCUCUGCGAUAAGAAACUCGCAAAAAGGUAUCAAUGUUCACAUAGGUAUAUGGUACAUCAUUUUCAUUGUGUACAUAACGAAUAUAUUAGCGCGUCUGGUAUAAUGAAUUUGGUGAAUGAAGUUUGUGAUUUAUUACAGUGUCACACCAACCGCGAUAAGGUGGUGAGUUUAGCGAGCUACAUACUGAAAUUAUGGGGCGCUACGGCGGAGAGGAAGGACUUGUUAACAGCAAGCGCGCGGCUGGCGAGCGCACGCGCAACGCUGCGCCUGUUCGACGACCCAGCCGCGCUCAAGAAUAUGCUCGCCUACGGGCUCGGGGAAAAGGACGGCCCGCUGUGGGGUACGUUGGGAGUGGCAAACGGGGUGCUGACACUGGCAUACCUGCAGGCUGAGAAGGUGGUAUGGUAUAUGGAAGCAGGCAUGCUGACGCUGUCCCCGGUGAACGGCGACCGCGCCAGAAUCGCGCACAAACUGUUCUGGUCGCUGUCAGCCUUCGUGGGGUUUGUUAGGUCUGUACGCGCUCUUCACCAUGCGGCGUCAGUGCUGAAAUCCCCCGGUCAUUCUCGUUGCGCCGGCGCUCGGUUAUCCACCGCUCGUCUUACCUCCAUCAAACUCCUCCUAGACGUUGUACACGCGGUGAGCUGGCUGCCUCGCGGUUGGUUAUGGGGAGGGGUUCUACCCCAGAACCGCGUCGCUGCCGUCGCGAUCGCGUCCGCUGUGUUGGCCUUGGUCAUACAUUACAAGACGAAGAGGUUAGCUGUGCCAGCUAAAUGAUCGUCUGAGUUGUCUACAACGAGUGUUUAUGUUAAAAUGAGCUCGAAAAAGUCGACGAGUGAUUUUGAUGUUCAGCAAAAUGUGUGGGUACUGAAUAAUAUUCUCAAGUGUAUAUUUAAUCCUAGAUUAAUUAUUUUAAUAAAAAUUAUAAUAAAACUAGUUUUAACGGGUUAAUGCAC